CGGAGAGGAAAAGGGGCGGCAGCAGUCGUUCAAGGAACCUGGGACCAGGGCGGGGCUGGGACCCAGCGCCCGCCGCGUCGAGGGCGCGCCCCGCCUCCGGGCGGCAGGCUCGCGCUUCCGAGUUUCUAUGGUAUCGACUUCCGCCGCGCGCCACUCCUCGCGAGACUUCGGCGGCGCAGCAAUGGCGAGACAUGCCGCGUCACUGCUCCGCCGCCGGCUGCUGCACACGGGACACACGCGAAACACGCAACCGCGGGAUCUCCUUCCACAGACUUCCCAAGAAAGACAACCCAAGGCGAGGCUUGUGGCUGGCCAAUUGCCAGCGGCUGGACCCCAGCGGCCAGGGCCUGUGGGACCCAGCUUCUGAGUACAUCUACUUCUGCUCCAAACACUUCGAAGACAACUGCUUUGAACUAGUGGGCAUCAGUGGGUAUCACAGACUGAAGGAAGGGGCAGUUCCCACAAUAUUUGAGUCUUUCUCCAAGUUACAUCGGACAGCCAAGACCAAGGGGCACAGUUACCCAGCUGGCCCCCCCAACAUCAGUCGGCUCCAGCGAGGCAGGAAGCGCUGCACUGAGGGCCCAGGGCCCAUGACUCCAUUUUCUCCACCCCCUCCUGCUGAUGUUACCUGCUUUCCUGUGGAAGAGGCCUCCGCACCUGCCGCUUUGCCUGCCUCCCCUGCUGGAAGACUGGAACCUGGCCUCAGCAGCCCCUUCUCAGACCUCCUUGGGCCCCUGGGUGCCCAGGCAGAUGAAGCAGGCUGCAGUGCCCAGCCCUUGCCAGAGCGGGAGCCAGAGAGGCAACCAGUUCCUCUGGAACCUCGGCCGGUCUCACCCUCCGCUUACAUGCUGCGCCUGCCACCACCUGCCGGAGCCUACAUCCAAAAUGAGCACAGCUACCAGGUGGGCAGUGCCCUGCUCUGGAAGCGGCGGGCUGAGGCUGCACUUGAUGCCUUGGACAAGGCCCAGCGCCAACUACAGGCCUGCAAGCGGCGAGAGCAACGGCUAAGGCUGCGGCUGACUAAGCUGCAGCAGGAGCGAGCUCGGGAGAAGCGGGCGCAGGCAGAUGCCCGCCAGACUCUGAAGGAGCAUGUACAGGACUUUGCCAUGCAGCUCAGCAGCAGCAUGGCCUAAGUGAGGAGGUGCCUAUCAGGACUGUCGCCGCCUCUACCCUCAGAAUCCAUCUGAAAAGGGACCUGACCUAAGAUGCAUCACCAGAUCCACCAGAUGCCAUAAUAAAGUGGAUUCUAGAAGGAGCCCUGAUAAUCUGACU
This is a messenger RNA of Condylura cristata (star-nosed mole), 1272 nucleotides long. RefSeq names its product THAP domain containing 7 (gene THAP7). The record is from RefSeq and is a predicted model, not a curated record. Gene Ontology annotation, cellular component: nucleus. The coding region runs from base 192 to 1133 and encodes 313 amino acids. The transcript has 5 exons. Lineage: Eukaryota; Metazoa; Chordata; Mammalia; Eulipotyphla; Talpidae. Gene Ontology annotation, biological process: regulation of DNA-templated transcription.